AAGGUUAGCAGGCUUGAGGAGCACGAGAAGGAGGUGGUCAGUGCCCUGAAAUACUUCAAGACCAUCGUGGACAAAAUGGUGGUGGAGAAAAAAGUGCUGGAAAUGCUGCCGGGCUCAGCCAGCAAGGUCCUGGAAGCCAUCUUGCCUCUGGUCCAAAUAGAGGCCCGGAUACAGCAUAGCUCGGCGCUGUCUUCGUGCCACAGCCGCGUCUAUCAGAGCCUGGCCAACCUCAUCCGUUGGGCCGACCAGGUGAUGCUGGACGGCAUCGACCUGGACGACAAAGAAAGCGUCGUCGCCGUCACCAGCGUCAUCAAGGCUGUGCUGGACGGAGUGAAGGAACUGGUGAAGCUGACCAUCGAGAAACAAGAGCAGCCGUCGCCCACCUCCCCGAAUAAACCAGCCCCGCCCGUUACCGCCGCUGAGAGCAACGUGUCCUUGGAGGUGCCCUCGAUAGAUGGCGAGCAGGACGUCUCGAACAGGACGGCUCCGGCAUCCUCUCCUGCGAAGGCCGCCGCUGAACUACAAGACGAGGAUGUAGCCCCACCCAAACCUCCUCUUCCUGAAGCCAAAGUGGCAGAGCUCAGAGCGCAGUUGAGCGCUGACGCUGGCCAGAGGAGACCCUCUCAGAAGGAGAAUCCUCCACCAGCACUUCCACCCAAGAAACGUCAGUCAGCUCCUUCGCCGACGCCAGUGGCAGUAGUCGCACCGAUGAGCCGUGGCUCCAGUUUACCAUGCAGCGACCACAGACAGGAAUACGAGCACGAGUUCUUCCAGAGGCGCUUCUCUGGGGGGAGCCAUUCCUACGGCGGGGACUCGCCCCGUCUGUCUCCCUGCAGCAGCAUGGGGAAGCUCAGCAAGUCUGACGAACAGCUCUCCUCCAUGGAUCAGGACAGCGGCCAGUGUUCUCGUAACACCAGCUGCGAGACGCUGGACAACACGGAGACUUAUGACCCGGAUUACGACUUCCUCCACCAGGACUUGUCUGCUGGGGACAACCUGCCUGCAGCGCAGGCGGGGGGCUGCCUGAGCCCCCUGCCCGAGUCUCUCAGCGAAUCCUCGUCCCCCGUUCCCGGACAGCACCUCACGCCCCCCCCUCUGAGCGCGCCUCCGUCGCAGCAGCCAGAAUACUGGACUCCCCAGCCCAACCACGCUCACCCCUUCCAGUUGUGCCGCAGCAGCGCUCCCCCCGCCUUGCCCCUGAAAAAGCGCCGCAGCACGCAGGCGGCCUCCUUCCCCGACGGAGGCUCCAGGGUGCUGUACGAGCGCUACCCCUCCCAGUACGACAACCUGUCAGAGGAGGAGCUUCACCCGACGCCGCCGUUCCCCCUUUUCACCCCCAUCUCCCCCAUGCCCCAGACCAACGGGGGAGUUUUUGUCUCCCAGUACAUAGCCAGUGAGAACGCAGACGUCCCCGCCAGCCCUCCGCCGCUUCCUGAAAAGAAAAGCAAACACAUUCUCCAGUAUAUGCAGUUCAUGGAGGACUACUCGGAGCCGCAGCCCUCCGUCUUUUACCAGAUGCCGCAGAGCGAACGGAUCUACGAGCAGCAUAACAAGCUUUUCCAGGAGGUCUACGGCUUCAACGACUCCUUCAGCAGCACCGACUCGGUACACGAGCCGCUGCAGCCGCCAGCGCUGCCUCCGAAGCAAAGACAGCUGGCCUCCCACUCCUCUUCCCCUUCUUCCUCCUCCUCCUCCUCUCUCUCCUGCCACCUCCAGCCGUCUGUGGCGGCCAUGGAGGAGGCGGGCUCUGGGCUCGGCCUCAGCAUGUCCGUCUCUAACUCCUACCUGAUCGGCCAGGCGUCUUUGACCACGCCUACGAGCUUGGACCAGGUAGCCUUGACCAAUGCCACCGUUCUGGAUGGCAGCGGGGGCGGUCCCAACGGUUCCCUGGCCGGCUCAGUGGGCUCUGUGGCUGUCUGUCUCCCCUCUGAGUCUUCUCUCACUGACUCUCUCCACACCUCGGCGAGCGAAAGCGUGAAUGACGAGGGCGGGGAGGGGGAGUAUGUCAACCUAUACUCGUCCAGCCAGGCCAAUGGGGAGCUGCCUCUCUCCCUCCGAGAAACUAUUGCAGCCGAUGACGUGCUGCAAGACCCCGCUCCUCAGAUGCCAUCCAGCAAUAGUAAGGAGGCUCUAGACAAGGAAAGGAGGCAGAAGACGACAGAAGCGGCCGGCAGCGUCGUCGAGGAGGACGUAGACGAGCUCUCCCUCAUAGACCACAAGGAAAUCAUGAGCAGGAUAACGCUGAAACAAGAAAAUGACGACGGUCCUGACGUCCGCGCGGGGUCAGGAGACAUCCUGUUAGUCCACGCCACAGAAACAGACCGCAAAGAUCUUGUUUUGUACUGUGAAGCCUUCUUGACUACAUAUAGGACUUUUAUAACCCCUGAAGACCUCAUUAAGAAGCUACACUACAGAUACACCACAUUCUGCCACAGUCCGGACACCUUCAAGAAGCGAGUCAGCAAGAACACCUUCUUUGUCCUGGUCCGCGUCGUCGAUGAGCUGUGCCUGGUGGAGCUGACCGAGGACAUCCUGAAGCAGCUCAUGGACCUGGUGUUCACGCUGGUGUGCAGCGGCGAGCUCAGCCUCGCCCGUGUGCUCCGCAAGAACAUCCUGGACAAGGUGGAGCAGAAGAAGCUGCUGCGCUACACCAACUCCCUCAAGCCGCUGGCUGCUCGGGGGGUCUCUGCGAGGCCGGGGACUCUUCACGACUUCCGCAGUCACGAGAUCGCCGAUCAGCUAACCCUCCUUGAUGCUGAGCUCUUCUACAAGAUCGAGAUUCCCGAGGUGCUGCUUUGGGCGAAGGAGCAGAACGAGGAAAAGAGUCCCAACCUGACCCAGUUUACGGAGCACUUUAACAACAUGAGCUAUUGGGUGCGCUCUUUGAUAAUUCAGCAGGAGAAAGCUCAGGACAGAGAGAAGCUGCUUCUCAAGUUCAUUAAGAUAAUGAAGCACUUAAGAAAGUUAAAUAAUUUCAACUCGUACUUGGCAAUACUGUCCGCGCUGGACUCCGCCCCCAUCAGGAGACUGGAGUGGCAGAAACAGACCUCUGAUGGUUUGGAGGAGUAUUGCACGCUGAUCGACAGCUCCUCGUCCUUCAGAGCCUACAGAGCCGCCCUGGCUGAGGUGGAGCCCCCCUGCAUCCCGUACCUAGGCCUCAUCCUCCAGGACCUCACCUUUGUGCACCUGGGGAACCCCGACCUCAUUGACGGGAAGGUCAACUUCUCCAAACGCUGGCAGCAGUUCAAUAUUCUGGACAGCAUGAGGCGCUUUCAGCAAAGGCAUUACGACCUGAAGCGCAAUGAGGAGAUCAUCUCUUUCUUCAACGACUUCAGCGACCACCUCGCCGAGGAGGCCCUGUGGGAGCUGUCUCUGAAGAUCAAGCCCAGAAACAUCGUCCGGCGCAAGACGGACCGCGAGGAGAAGACCUAGGGGCCCGGCGAGGGCCUUUUUUUUUUUUUUUAGACGACGACCUUCAACUGUGCUUCAUGACACUAACUCCACUUUAUUACAUACUAAGAGAACGACGCAUGGAAGCGAGCCACUACAGCUAACGGGCGACUCGCUUGGGAGGAAACCCAGAACACUACAGACAACCGAAACGUCACUGAGGUUUACAAAGAGCUCCGCCGCUCUGGGAGAUUAGAAAUUGGGAUUUUUUUUUUUUACUGGGAGAAACGGGACUGCGGUGGAAGCAGAUGGACCGCCGGUGCCGCGGAAGCAACCAAAGUCCGCUCCCUGGACUCUUUAUUUUAGAGUGGAGCAGUUGCGCGCGUGUAGGAGAGAAUAAUUUGAAUGGUCCAUAAUUUCCCCCCCCUCCUCCAACUCUCUCCUUCCUCUCCGUUUAUGUUCGUGCCAUUUUGCUGGUCACCUUCUGCAACACUAACCCCGGACGGACAGGUCCUCCUCCGACAGCAGAAGCUCAGGCUGCACCCUGAGAAUCCGCUGCGACUGAACCCUAAAGGGAGGCUGGGCCCUACAGCCCGGAGCCGGGAGUUUGUUUUAAAACGUUUUUCGUGUAAGAAUCAUGUAUGGUUAUGACAUGUAUUAUAUACAGUGAUCCUUUUGUUCUUAAAAAGGACGUUUAUGCUUACGAGAAGAGCUUAGCUUCUCUUAAGUGCCGUAUGUAUGUGCACUAAAAAAAAAAAACAAAAAAAA
Molecule: messenger RNA, 4158 nt
Organism: Fundulus heteroclitus (mummichog)
Lineage: Eukaryota; Metazoa; Chordata; Actinopteri; Cyprinodontiformes; Fundulidae
Gene: rapgef1b
Product: Rap guanine nucleotide exchange factor (GEF) 1b
Biological process (GO): Ras protein signal transduction; positive regulation of GTPase activity
Cellular component (GO): plasma membrane
Molecular function (GO): guanyl-nucleotide exchange factor activity
Source: RefSeq, a predicted model, not a curated record